Zingiber officinale is the source of this 2206-nucleotide messenger RNA. RefSeq lists its product as uncharacterized. Lineage: Eukaryota; Viridiplantae; Streptophyta; Magnoliopsida; Zingiberales; Zingiberaceae. Bases 841 to 1995 code for a protein of 384 amino acids. The record is from RefSeq and is a predicted model, not a curated record. The transcript is spliced from 4 exons. Gene Ontology annotation, molecular function: nucleic acid binding; zinc ion binding.
UGUACUGGUAUAGUCUAAGGGGGAUUAGAAUUGAACUAAUAUAGGGAAAAUAUACAAUCCUCAAUUUAAGAGGAGAGUUAUUAAUCCUAAUCACCUUAGAUUAGGAUUAAUUGUCAAGGGAGCAUUGCAACCUAGGUAUAAAGGGGUAAAUACCUAGGGUAAAGCGGGCCGCAAUAAUCCCUCAUCGUUAUCACUGUGCAUCGCCGAAACUUCUCAUUUCAACCUCCCGGUUCGUCUCUGCGGGUUCCGAACAGACUCAUCACCGAGCUGUGGGUCGCGAUCUGGAGUCACACCAUCUCGUCGAGCUUGCAGGGAUCGGCGAGCGGGCGGGGAGGUCUUUCAUCCAGACCAGCGGCGACUCGGUUGCGACGGGUGAGGGCUUCAUCGGAGGAGCGCGAAAGGGCAGGCAAGUGUAUCAACUGUGAUAACUUGAGAUCUGAGGGGUAUAGGGGAAUGGAAACCUAAAAGAGGUGAGGACGUGUCUCCGGACACGGCGGAGGGCCUACGGACGGAGUAGGCGAGGAGGCGAGAUGGACGCAUGGCGUUGUCCGGAUAUUAGGAGUGCUGAGUUUAGGUGCUUCACGGGAAGGGUCCUUGAUUCGGAGAGGUCAAGGGUUUUUGAACGGAAUUUUAUUUGUCAUACUUUGUGAGAGAUGUUGAUUUUUACUUUCGAUAAAACAGAAUGUUUGAUUUGGUAUCGUGUCAUAAGUAUAAGCUUGGUUUGUGUUUGGUGGGUGAUGCACUCUAUAAAAAAAAAAAAAAAAAAAAAAAAAAAAAAAAAUUGAGGGUUGGUUACGGGAUGUUUCAGUUGGUAUCAGAGCCACACUCCUAAGGGACAUCAUGCGUCAGCCAUCUCGUCAGGAACUCGACUACUCCAGUCAACAAGUUAUGGCUGGGAGAAGGAACAACAAUAACGGAGAGAUGGGUGGUCAGAACAACCAGUUCCUAGAAGGACUUACAGCACUCCUACAUGAGCAGAACCGUAUUCAUGGGGAACAAAUUCAACAAAUACUGCAGGCUAGGGAGCAGGGCAGCACGCCCAGACGUUCAGCACCUAGCACGCAACCGGUCUACAAGCAGUUUCGGGAGCUUGGACCGACGGAGUUUAAAGGCACCACGGACCCGAUCGCUGCAGAGGGAUGGAUUCGGUCUUUAGAGACGAUAUUUGACUUCAUGCAGCUCACAGAUGCGGACAGAAUCAGGUGUGCGAUAUUCAUGCUCCGGGAUGAUGCUCGAGUAUGGUGGGAGGGUGCGCGACUGACCGUAGAUCUGGCUACUUUGACUUGGACUGAUUUCAAGGAGGUAUUCUAUGGAAAGUAUUUCACAGUUGACAAUAGGACACGGCUGGCACGGGAAUUCUUGGAGCUUCGCCAGGGAGAUUUGUCAGUGGCGGAGUAUGUCAGGAGGUUCGAGAGAGGACGCUAUUUUGUACCUAUGAUUACUAGCCAACCAGUCGAAGAGCUGAAGCACUUUACAGAAGGUUUGAGGCCGGCUAUUCGCCAUGACGUCAGGCUGAGUCGGGUCACCACAUUCCGAGAAGCCGUUGACCAAGCACUGAUGUCCGAAAGAGACAGAAAUGACAUGAUCAAGGAAGCUCAGAACAAGAGACUGAGUUAUCAGGGACAGGAUCAGCAGGAGCCGGGGAAGAAGAAGACAAUUCCUGGUCAGAAUUCAGGAAAGCAGCCGUUUAAGCAAGCACAGCCGCGUCAGCAAAUCCAGAAGACACAAGCAGUUGAAGGCACUGGUUUCAGGGUCGAAAACAAGGUUCGUUGUUCCAAGUGCGAGAAGAUUCAUGCUGGGCAGUGCUUAACAGGUACAGAUGCGUGCUUUAUGUGUAAGAAGUCAGGACACUUCGCGAGGGAAUGCCCACUGCUCAGGGAGCCAACCAAAGGGAGAGUAUUUGCGAUGACUCAAGAGCAGGUGGAUCUGGACACGGCUAUUAUCACAGGUGAGGACGUGUCUCCGGACACGGCGGAGGGCCUACGGACGGAGUAGGCGAGGAGGCGAGAUGGACGCAUGGCGUUGUCCGGAUAUUAGGAGUGCUGAGUUUAGGUGCUUCACGGGAAGGGUCCUUGCUUCGGAGAGGUCAAGGGUUUUUGAACGGAAUUUUAUUUGUCAUACUUUGUGAGAGAUGUUGAUUUUUACUUUCGAUAAAACAGAAUGUUUGAUUUGGUAUCGUGUCAUAAGUAUAAGCUUGGUUUGUGUU